AUGGCACUGUGUCACCCCCAGUUGACAGUCGCAACCAUUUAUGCCGUUGUCGUCUAUGAUCUUCCCUCGCACUCUCGCCGAUAUCAUCGGUAUCGUUUUCACCAACGUCCCCAGCCCACUGUCUUGGAACUUCGAGCAGGACUCUCUUCCGCCGGUCCUUCGCAAAGCAGAGCAAUUCUUGCUGGACAAUCCCGUGGCGAUGUAGAAGAAGUACAACGAGCUGAAGGCGAAGAAACUCCCGAAACAAACGCUCAAACAGCUACGUGGUGGCGUCAUUCAGGGAGAGCUUAUGACCCUUGA
Molecule: messenger RNA, 300 nt
Organism: Marasmius oreades (fairy-ring Marasmius)
Lineage: Eukaryota; Fungi; Basidiomycota; Agaricomycetes; Agaricales; Marasmiaceae
Exons: 1
Coding region: 1-300 (99 amino acids)
Source: RefSeq, a predicted model, not a curated record